AUGGCUUUCGCCCCAAAACCCCAGUUCUUUCUGAUCAGACCUGGAGCUGAGGAGAUCACGUCCGAAGGACAAAUCGUCGUCCAACCCGCAACCGCUGUGCCUCUCAUCCCUGCGGACCUUUUACCUCACUGGGUGGAAGUUGUCGGCGUCCCGCGAAGUUUAUCAGGAGAUGAGACAAAAGACAUGGGAAACCUGGGUGUCAUUCAUGCAGAGCAGCAUACCUACAAGCUCCGAUUCGAUCCCAUCACUGAAGAUGAGGCCUUUGCCAGUGAUGGAACGGAAGAAGAAAUCCCUUGUGAAUCUAUCAUGCAGCCUAGUGUUGGCAUAUGGGGCUCGCCAAUUCCUCACCACACUUCUCCUGAAGACCAUGGACUAGGAGCCUUGAAGUCUCUACCAUCUCACACUUCAGCUCCUAGAGUCAAGCUUAAAGCGCCCCAGGGACUCUCAUCAAGUCGUCACAACCCGAAAAACCAGCAGCAGCCAAACCCUGCUUUUCAGAAAGAGCCAUCGCCAAUCCAAACCAACACCACAUCACCAUCAUCACAACUCCCUACACCAUGCCGACACUGGUGCCACCAUGGAGUCUGCAAAUGGGGUAUGGAUUGUCACUACGAACACACAAUGCCCUUAUCGUCAGAAGGUCUUGCAGAAGUUGGUCUCUCACAGUUCCCCGAUUGGUGGCUCCAGGCACGGGGCGUCAUGCCAAUGCCUUUAGAGGUGCUUCGCGCUGCGGAUGUAUCGAGUGCUCGUCGAAUGGACAGGAAGAUGAUGAGCUAUGCCAAGAGGAAGCCUCGGUUCCGAGUUCGUGCGAAGCGUGUCGGCGCGAGACGUGUAGAUGUUGAUGAGGCUUCAGAGGUGGAAGCAGAGGAUGGAUAUGGAGAGGAACCAGAGGUGCAAGAACCGACGAGGGAAAGAGAGGGCAUUUUGAUUGAAUUUUGA
Molecule: messenger RNA, 939 nt
Organism: Fusarium pseudograminearum CS3096
Lineage: Eukaryota; Fungi; Ascomycota; Sordariomycetes; Hypocreales; Nectriaceae
Exons: 1
Coding region: 1-939 (312 amino acids)
Molecular function (GO): metal ion binding
Source: RefSeq, a predicted model, not a curated record